Molecule: messenger RNA, 952 nt
Organism: Plutella xylostella (diamondback moth)
Lineage: Eukaryota; Metazoa; Arthropoda; Insecta; Lepidoptera; Plutellidae
Product: transmembrane protease serine 9
Biological process (GO): proteolysis
Molecular function (GO): serine-type endopeptidase activity
Source: RefSeq, a predicted model, not a curated record
ACCGAGUUAUGGUUUUUCCUAUUUUUUUAUUUGAUUUGAUAAAGUUAUUCGUAAUUAGUAUAAAAUGCCACUUCUUUUUCUACUUCACUAUAGUCACAUUUCACAUAGCAAUGAGGUGCGCCAUACUUUUGACGGUGAUCAGCGUCGCUUUUGCGGCGUCUGUGCCGGAGCCGAGGCAGCAGCGUAUCGUCGGCGGCAGCGCCACCACCAUCAACAAGUACCCGUUUGCUGCGCACUUCCAACGGAAUUGGUUGAACAUACUAUGGAGCGCCCAUUGUGGAGGUUCCUUGAUCAGCACCACUGUGGUGCUGUCCGCUGCUCAUUGCUUCGACGCUGGUUUGGCGCCGAGUGACUACCGCGUUCGUCUUGGCAGCUCCUCCAACACCAACGGAGGAACCCUCUUCAGUGUAGCCUCUUACUUGAACCACCCUGAAUACAGAAACCUUGACAAAGACGUAGCCCUUGUGAGGCUCGCAACACCGGCCGUCUACAGUGACGUCAUUAAAGCUGCCCGCAUACCGUCCACUUCUUUCUCGAUUGCAGAUGACACUAAAUUGACUGUGAUUGGUUGGGGUGCUCUGUAUGCUGGUGGUCCGGCUCCUGAGAUCCUCCAAGAAGUCGAGGUUGACAAAAUCAACCAGGAAGUUUGCGCUGAACGCUACAGGCUCCUCAACGAGCAACGGCCACCAUGGUCCCAGUUGCCUGAAGUCACCGCCAACAUGUUCUGCAGUGGAAUCCUCGACGUGGGAGGCAAGGACGGUUGCCAAGGAGACUCCGGCGGUCCCGUCAUAUUGGACAGCGACAUCGUGGUUGGAAUCACCUCGUGGGGAGAAGGCUGUGCGCAGGCUCGCUACCCUGGCGUGAACGCGGACGUCAGUGCCGCCAGUGAAUGGAUUGUUCAGAAUGCUUAGAUUUGAGUUUAAAGAAAUUAAAACUUGAUAAUAAGCGAAAA